AUGCAAUGUCCGUUGGCCGAUGUCCAAGCCGCCUGCACCACAUCCAUCACAUCCAAACUGACACAAUUACUCAAUAAACACAUGUACCAAGCGAUAUUCGAGCUACGCGGGCUCCUUCCGAAUGCUUUACGUAAAGAACACGUGAAAUAUAAGGCGGGCGGCGCGUGGGCAGAGCGCGCUCCUAAUUUGGGCCGUCCAGGUAAAGUUACGCUGGAGCGAGAUUGCACUGGUAUUUAUAGAGAGGGCGCAUUGGGAAGAAGCCGUAAAGUUGCGAUUUAUUGUUAUGAUUGUGUCGAUAUCACUUUCACCGGAGCACGAACCUGUUCGUGUCGCUACGAGAGUCGCACUCCCGAACGCGUAUACAGUACAAGGCGGUGCCGAGACUGCGGUGCGCGGAGGUCGAAUGAUGCGCGAGGGCAGAGCGCCACCGUAGUCUAUGCGCUGGUUGCACACGGCCCCAGUGGUGGGGCAACGGUUUGCCGCCCUCACAACCACUCGCCACUACCCCUACCUGGCCAAUAUCAUUACUCUACCCUCAGGUUUAAGUGUCUUCCUUCGACUAAUCCUAAAUGUUCAUUCCUCUAA
Molecule: messenger RNA, 585 nt
Organism: Leptosia nina
Lineage: Eukaryota; Metazoa; Arthropoda; Insecta; Lepidoptera; Pieridae
Source: the annotation of a GenBank genome assembly